AUGGCCACCUCGGCAACGACCACCCCGCACACCACGCCCCCGACGACGUCGCCACCCAUCCUCGUGCACACUGCGUCUCCGACACCCGCGCCAGAACCCCAGCUCGCGGCGGCCCCCCCGCCCUUCCCGUCACAGUCGCAGCCGCGCCGCUCGCUCGGGCACAGGCGGCGCGAGCCAGCUACUACUGGCGGCGAGCAGCGGCUCGGGCUCGCGCCGACUCACGCACAGCUGCACCUUCCUGAGACUGGCGCGUCGCAACAACCUCCACAACAACCGGGGCUUCCUCCGCAGCAACAGCAGCAGCAGCAGCCGCAACAACAACAACAGCAGCAACAAGCCCACCACCUAGGCCACCGCCGCGGAGGCCAGGCCGCCAAGCCCCUCUUCGACUGGAUCAGCCGCAAGCUCGGCGCCCGGCGCGCCUCGGACGCCGAGCACACGCGCGACGCCGUGCCCGGCGCCAGCGGCAGCGGCAGCAGCGGGUACUGGGGCCGGCCUUCGCUUUCCCCUGCGGCCGAGCCGCGCCCGCCGCCGGCGUCGCGUGCCGAAGCGCGCACCGCGCGCCGCGAGCUCCGGCGCCAGCUCUCCCCCGCCGACAUCUUCGGGCAGACCUCGUUCGACUCCGGGACGGGCACGCGCGCCGAGUCGCUCUCCCUCCACUCGUACGCCGUGAGCGAGCGCCGGCGCGAGGCAAACAACCCGUACCCCUCCCUGCCCAUCCCGCUCGUGCGCAGAAGCUACCCCGCGAGCACGAUCGACAGCUCGUCCAUGGCCCCGUCGGCGAGCAUCCUCAGCCGCUCGCGCACGCCGAGCCUCGCGAGCCUGAGCAGCUUACGGCGCCACCGCGCAUCAGGCGACGGGGGAAGCUUCUCGUCGAGCUUCCGCCUGGCCGGCCGCGUGGCCGACGAAGACGCCAGCGUGCGCCCCUUGCCACCGAGCCUCGCGACGUCCCCCGCUCGGUCCAUCUCCAUCCUGUCGCGCUCGGGCUCGAUGCCGUUAAUGCGCUCCGAGUCGGCGCCGCACGCCGUCCCGCCGGCGCCGCACGAGCUCGACAGGAGAAAUACGUUUUCGUCGAGUAUCGGCGGCGGCCCCGACGCGCCGUCGUCUGUCAGCUCGGAAGUCUCGGGCGAUAUCCUGUCAAGAGUGUCGAGGGAGGACUCGCUCACGAGCACGAAACCGGCGACAACGGUCAUUAGCUUCGAGUCGGGCAACGCGCCCGUCGCGCAUAUUGCCGUGGCCCCGUCGUUGUCGUCGAAUUCAUCGCCUCCGGCUGUGGGCCGCAGCAUGUCGAGCCCGGCGGGCACGUCGAUAGCCAACAGCGCCAACGGAGGGCCGACGACACUCCCAUCGCCCAUCUCGCCGACGUUCCUCCCUGGAUCCGUUGUCAACGAAGAGGUGCAGCAGCACACGGUACCCAGACACACGCGGUACCACCCGCGCAACAACCCGCACCCUUCUGCCCCGCCCGGGCCUGACGCGUCGACCCUUACGCUGGCCAGCAGCACGUUUGGCUUUGUGUCUCCACAGGCGAUGGGCGCGCGGCCGGGAUCGCUGCGGCUGCGUGAUGGCGCCAGCCCGUCGGCGUACCAUGCGCCGGUCGUGUCCCCGUCGGUCGCGUUCGCCGACAGACCGGGCUCGACGCACGACCGCCCGCUGUCAAACUACGACGGGUUGAGCUCGCACGCCAUGUCGCUGAGUAUCAGGAACAGGAGCUACGGCCGCGCCGACGACGACGCGAGCAUGCGCGCCAUCCGCCGCAGGGGCAGCUGGGAGAGCGGCGAGAGCCGCUGGUCGUGGCGCCCUGGUGCGGAGCCGGCUGGCGUGUUUGCCAUCGGCGGCGCUCGCGGCCGCGGCGAGCUGGCAGAGGACGACGCGAACAGAAGCAGCGUGUACACGCACAACAGCUACAGAACGCCCCUGGCGGGUAUUGGCGGCGGGAUUGAGGAUGACGAGGGGGGGAUGACAGCGAUUACGAGCGAGUCGGCGCUGGGGAGUCACCGGGCAGUGAGCGUGGUGGUGUAG
Vanrija pseudolonga is the source of this 2022-nucleotide messenger RNA. RefSeq lists its product as uncharacterized. Lineage: Eukaryota; Fungi; Basidiomycota; Tremellomycetes; Trichosporonales; Trichosporonaceae. The record is from RefSeq and is a predicted model, not a curated record. The transcript has a single exon. The coding region runs from base 1 to 2022 and encodes 673 amino acids.